This is a messenger RNA of Schistosoma bovis, 3989 nucleotides long. The record is from the annotation of a GenBank genome assembly. NCBI's taxonomy places the organism in Eukaryota, Metazoa, Platyhelminthes, Trematoda, Strigeidida, Schistosomatidae.
GUUUCUAUGAAUGUUAUGCAGGGGGACACUGAGAUCAGCGUUAAAGAUGACCGCUAUAUUACUUCCAACCGACGUAACCUACUGCAGUCUGAGGUUGUGUCUUUCUUUACACCAGUGGCAGAUAAAUUGAGAUUGAAAGACAGUCAUUCUAUUCAUAGGCCGCGUCUUGAUAUUGUUGAGGAAAAGCCACGGACUAGGACUAUAGUCGUCAGACUGAGCUCUCCGGGGAUGUCAGAAGGCGUACAAACGUUGGAUCACAAAAAUAGUGUGGACGUCAUCACUACAUUUCUACCGAUGGAAACUACGGCCAAGUCAUCAAUGAGCAGUUCUAUCGUUACAAAUGGGUCUGUGCCACACCAAGAGUUAGUACCUAAUAUUCUGCCUAAGGACACAAACACAAAAAGACCUUCAGUACCGUGUGUUUCAUCGAAUACACCGAAUCGAAAGUCACUGUUUACUAAUUUGAUACGCAGACUUUCAACCCCGCGAAACAAAAUAUCUCGCACUAAUAAUUCUUCUGUUCUGUUAACUAAGGGUGAGACAGGUAUGUCACGCAGCGACUCUGGAUCAAGCAAUCCUAGUCCACGAAAGUUACGUAGGUGGUUCACAAAGCGUAUGUGGAAAUCUGCAAAACUGUCUGAUCAAAUUCAUGGAACACGUUGUAGCACAAAUUCACAACCUUCAUUAACCAGUGUUGAUCCUGUUUUAGAGACCCAGUAUACACACUCCACAGUUGACGACUUAUCAGAGGAGUUGCAGUUGGUCACCCAGGACAUUGGAUCUGCUCCAGUCCCCCGUAAGCUCAUAUUCGCACCACAUCCAAUGAAAUCCCCCUCACCGCAUUCACAAAAUGUUCGCGGUCAAAAUUCUAGUUAUAAAGUCGUAGCUCAAGAUACUGGCGUUGAUUACAACAUCCAUGUUUCCAUGCAAUCUGAACUUAAUAAUAUCAGAAUGGAUACUGAAGUCAAAAACUCCCCAAACUGUUCACCAUCUUCUCUAUUUUGUACCACUGGCAUUCAUUCGCCGGUGACCAGUUCCCCACUACUUUCUGCUGUAACACGUGAAAAUAGUAUACGUUCUGUUGGAAACGAAAUUCAUCAUUUCGGAGUACCAUUUCACCAUGACAUAAAUAACAUUGAGCCAAAUAAUCUUCGUCGAUCAGAAGCGUUAAUUUCACAGUCUUGUGCAAAACUUCCACAAUCUGUAGCGUCCCAGUAUCGCACAUCUCCUUUGGCCGUAUGUAGCUAUACACCCAGUUAUCUCAGCGCAUCAGUGGCAGCGUUCGGUUACAGUAAAUAUUACUCAGCAUCAAAAUCAAUUCAUAAUCUAGUCCAUACGGAAACUUCUCCUUUAGUAAUUCAGCAUGCUGUUGGACAUAAGCUAUCCAUUGCCCGUUCUCAUAGUGGGACAUCAGAUAUUAAAAAUGAAGUAGUUACUUCUGCAAUUUCAAGUACAGUGACAAAUACUUUCGGUGAGAAAAAGUCGCGAGUUGUGGGAAAUAUGUGUGGAGAUGCUGGAUCUAUUUUAGAGGAUUCUAAAUCAUCUUGUCGUCGAACUGAGUCUGGUCGUGAUGGCGUUUGGAAUGGUAGCACAGAAAAUGUCAUUUUGAGAAGAAAGAGGACAACUAGUAACACCAAUAACACUGAUGAUCAAGAACAUUGGAAUCGAUCUUCACUCAUUAUGUUGGCAGUCGCUCAUGCUAGUCCUCGUGGUCGUGUUAUAACUCCCACAACUGCACUAAACAAACCUUUCUUUCCAAGCUUUUCAGAUUCCAUCACUGCUUAUAGCGAGGUAAAUAAGAGUAAUGGAGAGCUCAAUACUUCAAUACAACAUAAAACGGAAUUAGUUGAUACACUCAGUAGCAGCGCAGAACUAUCACUUGAAGGAAAUUCAUCUGUAAUAAUUAAUUCUAUCAAAGACAAGCAGUCACUCAACACUGAUUAUACAACGUCGUCAAAUCAGUCAGAAAUUAAAGUAGAUGGGAAUUUUUAUCUUCAACAAGUAGAUCAAACAGAGAAAGAAUUAUUAAAUAAAGUUUGUGAAAUCGAAACUGAUCUUAAUAAUGAAGUUGAUUUGAAUGAUGAAGGUAAUGGUAUCACAUAAUAUACUGUUAUCAGAUAAUAUUAUUUUCGAUAACGUCUGUAUGUACAAGUUAUAUUUUGUUUAUGCAUAAAUUUAGCUGUGAUUUGUUCUUUUAUUCAAGAUGAACGGAUUCUAUUUAAUGAAAGGAACUUAUUUUAUUAUCUAUCCUUCCAUUCUUUAAGUAGUUAGUUGGAUAUUUCAUCAAUAAAUUCAAAAGUCUUGAAUAAUUUGAGUUAUAAUUCAAUGUAUCUUGUUAAAAAAUAGUCAAGGUAAUAGGAUUUAGGACACGUGCUAAACAUUUAGUUGCUAACAUAAUGGUGAUUUUCAGGUCAAAAGAAUAGUCUUGUGGAAACCAGGCUCCCUGAGCUAUGUGUUUUAAUCAAAAACUUUCAUUAUCCUUCUAGAUGACAUCAUCAGCACAAACUUCUGAUAAAAGUGAGCCAUCAAAAUUUGUUUUUUCCAUGUCGAAUUCGAUUGGUGGUUAUUAUUGCUUAUACUGUUAUUUUGUGAACAUUUGCUUUGAUUGUCUUCUCUCCUUACCUAAUUAUUGGCUCUGUACUUGUUUAUCUUGUUUUAAGUUGGUUGAUAAUUUGUCUACUUCACUACUUACUGGUUACUUAUAUAAGCGUGAAUCUUCUAAAAAUUCUCUUUUUGUUUGUGCUACCUCUAUCCAAAACUUCAGCAUUUUUCAAGUCUAACGUCUCUUCAUCCGUCGUUAUGAGCAGAGAUAAUUUGUGACGUUUAGUAACUAAGACAAAGAUGAAAAGGGUGGUCGUUUUGUCCACUGUAAUGUUUUUCGAAGUUAAAGACUAUUCGUCAUCAAAUGGAUAGUUUGGAAAGUGUUGACAGUUUGAUUAGCCAUAUUCUUGAUGACAUAAAAUCGAUAUUGUAUGUGUUAAACACUGAAUAUAACAUGGCAAAUCUAAAACUUCAAGUGUAUAGCUCAAUUCUAUGCAAUGUUUGUACUGUUGUUUUUGUCUGCCAAGACAAUGAAAACUUCAUGAUUAGAAUGGUUAGCUCAGUGAGCGUAACCUCACCGAAAUUUCGUUGCUUCCUGACUAUUCGAACAUAAAAAUAGAGCUAAACGUUGUAAUUCAGUAAAAAAAAUGUCUAAUAAUUUAACCACUUAACAUUAACACUCUCAUGAAUAUGUUUUUAAAAAUCUUUUCUUACUAAUAUGGCAAUAAAUAAUUUUUUAUACAACACAUAAGUAUUCUGAAAUAGUGACGUGUUUCUGGAAACAGUUACAAAUACAUGUUUUUUUUAUUAUCUUAAAAGGUUUAAACUUUUUAACUGACUCACUAAAAAAAAAUCCUUUUAUUAUGCUAAUGUUCAUUUGCAAUUGAUCUAUGGUAGAAUGUAUACCUGUUUUUGUUUUUCUUUACUUGUAUAGAUUAUUAUUUAACUAAGUUGAUAUAACAAAAUUCUAAUUUACAUAUAUUCUAUCUGUGUUUACUUAUUAUAUGAAAAAUCAACUAUAUAAAAUGUUUGUUAGCAUCAGAAUUUUUAAAGAUUCAAUUCGUUUAUUUUCAGUACUUUAGCUCAUCAUACUAUUUCACAUGUUAACUGUUUUUAAACAAAAUAUUCGAUAGCAAAAUUUACCGCUAAGAUUUGUAAUCGGACAAAUUUGAUUUUCUUUUUUUAAUUUACACUUUAAAAUCAUAAAAUUUUUUAUUUACUUCCUGUUUGUGAAAUGUAUAUUGUUUCUUGUUCUGAAAAGCAUAAAAAGUAGUGAAUAGUUUGAAAUUCAUUAAAUAGUGUUUCCUCUUUGUAUCGGAUCAACUGAACUAUAAGUUAAUUUGAAUAUGUACUUCUGAGAUGUUGGCUAACCAGUAUUCGUAAUAAAGCUAAAUCCUAUCAUAGAAUGUAACGAUAAUAGUUCAUUCGUCAGGGCUGUCCACUCUCCC